AUGGGGAAGGCACAGAGCAUUAGGGUUCCUUCCGCUGUGAAAGAGUCGCUGUCGAAUGCUGGUAUCGAUAUACCCGUCCCGGCAAUGACUGAGUGGCGCAGAGGGCAUGUUGAGGGUGUAGAUUGGGUGGCAGUAGUGCGCAGAGAGCAAACGAGGCUGGACGAUUUGGAACAGCUUGCGUCACAAGUCCAAGAGGAACGGGAGCGGCAGAGGGCAUACGAGCAAGAACAGCAGAGGGAAAUCUCAAAGCUACUUGCUAAGAUACGAGCCCAGGCGCAACAAGAGCUAGCCAUCGCUAGAUCGCACGUCGAUUCUGUGGAAAGUGAUGCAGAAGAUUCUGGAUCAGAAGAGGACUGUUCAGAGGAAGCAGAAUCUGGCGAUGAUAAUCAGGACGAUCUUGAUGCUAGACAUCUAGGAGGAUAUGGAAACACUUCAGAGGAAGAGGGAGAAUCAGAAGCCGAUGAACUUGAGGAAGAGGAAGACACCUUGGUAGAGGAAGAUGAAGAAGCAGACGAGCUCGAAGAAGCUACUGAAGAAGAGCGCUCGGAUGGAGAAGAUUGUUCCCCAGAAGAGACCGACGGGGAAGAGGAAGAGGAAGAGGAGGAGGAGGAGGACGACGACGACGACGAUGAAAUAUAUCAAAACCAAGAAGACGCGCGUCCCUCGAUUAAGGCCGAAAGAGUUGCACAGAUUGCAGACCAAAGGAUCCCCAGUGCACAAUCCAGAUAUUGGGUCCCCAGGGGGCGGAACACAGGAGCGAUGAUAAAACAAGAAAGUCGCCUUAGUGUGGCGAGAGCUCUACCAAGAGAACCGGCAUCGAUAUCUGCCGAUGAGGAUGAUGACAUGCGCAUCGCAAAUGGAACUCAACUUCAAGACGAACGGCAACUGAACGACCGCAUGGAGACGGAUUCUAAAGAUGAGCUAUUCAACCGGAUCAAAAGCGAAAGUAGGAUACGUGCACAAGAUUCCGCACGCUUCGAGAACAACAUGGAACGCACUAAUGUUGUCAAAUCGUAUUAUCCAUGCAAUCCCCGUUCACCCAUCGCGUUUGCAGAUUCCGUCACACUCAGAUUUGUCAGUCCUGAGGAUUGGGAGCGACGUUGGCAGAGGGCACAGCGUCGCACGAGCAUACGCAUGGUCAUUUUCGAACCAAGCUUUGCUGUCACUGUGUAA
Alternaria ventricosa is the source of this 1173-nucleotide messenger RNA. RefSeq lists its product as uncharacterized. The record is from RefSeq and is a predicted model, not a curated record. The coding region runs from base 1 to 1173 and encodes 390 amino acids. The transcript is spliced from 3 exons. NCBI's taxonomy places the organism in Eukaryota, Fungi, Ascomycota, Dothideomycetes, Pleosporales, Pleosporaceae.